CCGGGUUCCCUUCCCGUCUUUAUGGACAAUAUUAUCCCCCAGGACUGCAUAUCCCACCCUCCUCUUGAAGACGACGGCCUCGGGCUGCAUAAUUCCUUCUUGCCGCCGGUGCCUUGGGCCUUGAGUCCCGCCGUCCCAACUGAUUUCACUGUCAGUUCGCAAGCCAGCUCCGGCGCUCCUUGCCAGACAAUGCGAAAUCCCAGCAAUCGCCAGCGGGAGUGUCCCACCGCGCGGACCUCUACAUUUGGUGCAACUACAAAGAUGUCUCCUGCACAAAUACACGAGAUAACCUGGCGCGGUAGCGAGACGAGCAAUAGCAGCGCCGACCGUGGCAGUAACAGAGACAGUUCAAUGUACAGUUCUCGAAAGAACUCCAACAGAAUCCCUUCCCCGGGAUUCGAAGAGCACGAGUACAAACGGCGCAAACGCGAGCGAUCCCUUGAGCGCAACCGCGAGGCAGCUUAUAAAUGUCGCAAAAAGAAGAAGGAGCAAGCUAAGCGUCUGGAGAGUCGGUGUGAGACAGUAUCGCAGGAGAAUUCUUUUUUACAAAGCGAAGUGAGUCGUCUACGGGGCCAGGUUCUGAACCUAAAGGAUGAGCUGCUGCGACAUUCCCGAUGCAGAGGUGAAGGGAUCAAGCGCCAUUUGCUGCGAAUGGCGAAGCAGGUCCCUGGUAAGGCCGAGACAACAUUGCAGAUUUCAGAGGAUAAUGUUCAGUCAGUGGAACAUACGGGGGGUUCCAUGCAGGAUCAAGAGAAAGUUGGGUUCGAUGAUUUGGUGCAGCUUCCAGCUUCAGGGGAUGACUCAUCGGCAGCGGCGUGA
Messenger RNA from Aspergillus vadensis CBS 113365, 819 nucleotides. RefSeq names its product bZIP transcription factor. Gene Ontology annotation, biological process: regulation of transcription by RNA polymerase II. Gene Ontology annotation, molecular function: DNA-binding transcription factor activity, RNA polymerase II-specific; RNA polymerase II cis-regulatory region sequence-specific DNA binding. The record is from RefSeq and is a predicted model, not a curated record. Lineage: Eukaryota; Fungi; Ascomycota; Eurotiomycetes; Eurotiales; Aspergillaceae. The transcript has a single exon. The annotation marks the transcript as partial.